Messenger RNA from Punica granatum (pomegranate), 1226 nucleotides. The record is from RefSeq and is a predicted model, not a curated record. Lineage: Eukaryota; Viridiplantae; Streptophyta; Magnoliopsida; Myrtales; Lythraceae.
AAGCAUAAAAGGUUUUUGCCUGGUCGCAUUGCCACGAGGAUGCUCCUGUCACGAGCCACGUGGCGUCCCAAGGAAGCGCCAAAUUCCAGCGCUGGAGUCUUCGCCGCCGUUCCGGCGGCAUCAGUCCCGACCGUGGGAAGCUCUCGGACAAUGAAAAUCCACCACAUCCCUUGCUUGGAAGACAACUACUCCUACCUGUACUCUCCCCCGGUCAUCGACGAUGCCACCAAAGAAGCGGCGGUUGUGGAUCCCGUCGAGCCGGAGAAGGUCGUCCAGGCUGCCCAGGAGCACAGCGCCUCUAUCAAGCUCGUCCUCACCACCCACCACCACUGGGAUCAUGCCGGUGGAAAUGAGAAGAUGAAGGAACUAAUCCCUGGAAUCAAGGUCUAUGGUGGUUCGGUUGACAAUGUGAAGGGUUGCACCGAUAAAGUGGAAAACGGAGAUAAGAUUGCACUUGGGAAGGAUACCAGUAUACUGGCCCUUCACACCCCUUGCCAUACCAAAGGCCACAUAAGUUUCUAUGUAACGGCCACUGAGGGAGAGGACCCUGCUGUUUUCACUGGUGAUACAUUGUUCAUUGCUGGUUGUGGAAAGUUUUUCGAAGGCACGGCAGAACAGAUGUAUCAGUCACUUUGUGUCACUCUUGGAUCAUUGCCAAAGCCGACCAGAGUCUACUGUGGCCACGAGUACACUGUCAAGAACCUGCAAUUUGCUCUAACUGUUGAACCAGACAAUGCUAAAAUUCAGCAGAAGUUGUCAUGGGCUCAAAACCAACGGCAGAAAGGCCUUCCCACUAUUCCAUCCACCAUUGCUGAAGAGCUUGAGACAAAUCCCUUUAUGCGGGCUGAUUUGCCUGAAGUUCAGGAAAGGGCCGGAUGCAAGUCACCAGUUGAAGCACUCAGGUUGAUCAGAGAGCGCAAGGACAAGUGGAGGGGGUGAUUACCUAGUCAUUUUUGACCCCUCAAGCUUCGACUUCCCUAUCUGAUGCCAACGAUCAAACGCUACUAUCACUGUGUAUUGCUGGGUUGUAAGGGUCGUUUGCCUUCAUGUUGUUCUCUAUGUAAAGUAUGACCGUGUGUUUAACUCAAUAAUGGAUGAUUUCAACUGUCUGUGCUUUUGCCAAUUCUUUCCUGGCCUGGUACUGAUCGUUGGAACUUAUGUUUGGCAAUGACUUCAGUGAAUGGAUUCCCUGUCACAUAAUUGUAUUUGCACAUUAUUCACCCUCA